Triplophysa dalaica is the source of this 1212-nucleotide messenger RNA. RefSeq names its product colony stimulating factor 3 (granulocyte) a (gene csf3a). Gene Ontology annotation, biological process: myeloid cell development; immune response; neutrophil differentiation. Lineage: Eukaryota; Metazoa; Chordata; Actinopteri; Cypriniformes; Nemacheilidae. The record is from RefSeq and is a predicted model, not a curated record. The transcript is spliced from 5 exons. Gene Ontology annotation, cellular component: extracellular region. The coding region runs from base 47 to 673 and encodes 208 amino acids. Gene Ontology annotation, molecular function: cytokine activity.
CGUUUAUUGACUUUGUGCAUUUUCCUUUUGGGUUGCUGUCGAUAAUAUGAACUGCUACCAGGCUGCUCUCUUAGUCUCAAUACUGGGAUUGGUGGGAUCUGCCCCUCUCUCUGAAAAGCGGGAUAGUAUGGACAGUACUUUGAUUGUAUAUGCUCAUAGUUUUAUCAGCAAAAUUCUAAAAGAAAUUCCUACAGCUCAUGCAUCGUGGAUAAAGUCUCCGAGCCUAAAGCUGGGAAGUUCAGUUCAGCUGCAGUACUUGAAGGAAAAUCUCAUUCCUCCCGCUCCUGUUCUUGAGAGCAUCUCUGAAAACUUCACCCUGGAGAUUUGUCUUGAUCGCAUGUUCAAAGGACUGAAGCUGCAUGUCAAUCUCCUGACAGAGAUCAGCGAAGUCAACAAGCUCAAGCAAACAGAACAGGUUGCCGAACUUCAAGUUGACAUUGGAGAACUUCUGUCCCUUAUUAACGAGAUGCAGACUGAAGCUGGAUUUGAGCGCUCAGUGGAGGCACCCCAGCAUGACCACACUGAAAAAUCUCCAUACAUAACUCAGGUGGCCGCACACCUGACCCUAGAACAGCUUCAGGUGUUCAGCUGUGACGUGCUGCGCAGUAUCCUCGCUAUCCGUGACAUGACCUCCGGCCCGUCCAAUGCAGAGGACUUGGAACAAUGCCCGUGAUGUUGUUGCAUUCAGUACCAUGUUCACUUUUGGGAUGAACAUAUAACUGUAGAGGAAAUGUAUGUUGGGGUUUCUACUGCUGGAAGAUUUGUCUCUAUUUAUUUAUAAAGAUAUUUAUUUUUAACAAUUUCUGUCAAAAUUUUAAUAAGAUCAGUAUAUUUAUUUCAACCUUUAGGAACUUCCUGAAACUGGUAUUCUUUAGAAAGGAAAUAUGUAAAAUACCUUUUAGUGUCAUGCAAUCUUUCCUGUGGAUCAGUGGUUAGAGCAUGGCGCUAACAAAGCUAAGGUCAUGAGUUCAAUCCUAGAGAUUGCAAACACUUUUUUUAUAGUACAAUGCAAUGUAAGUCGCUCGUGACAAAAGUGUCUGCCAAAUGCAUAAAUGUAAAUGUAUAGAAAAAAUGUGCUAAAGGAAGGAAGUGCUGUUUGUUGAGCAUUUGACCGUGACUUGAUAGUGGUCAUUGUAUCAUCCCCUAAUCCCUGCGAGAACUCUUUUCCUAACAUGAUGUAAAAUUGUAACAUGUUUUUUCUUACCCAUUAAU